AAAAUGUCUGCUCAUACAAGUCCUAAAAACUCUUUUCUAAGUUCUGCUCGUACAAGACCUUAAACAGCUGUUACCAGUCCUAGAAGACCUUAGCUAUAGUAAUUUAAUAUAAUAUGUUAGAAUAUCUAUCCCAAAUGAUGAUUAAGAUCAAUAACAAUAAAUCAACAAAUAUACUGCUACUACAAGUCUCACACCAAAAAGUUUAAUGAAGUUAUAAGAAAGAAAAGUCAAAGUAGAACACAGAUCUGAAAAUGUGUCUUGCAAUUUAAGAGUUACUAAAGAAUAAGCUGAAAUUGAUCCACCAGACGAUUACUUUGAAAAAGAAGUUUAAAUCAAUCAAGAUGAAUAUGAAUAAUUCAAGAAGAACUUUCAUAGAAUUGUUUUCGACGCUUUUGGAAAUUAUAUUUAUACUAAACCUGGACCUAUUGAUGAAGAAUUUAAACUUUAAGUUUCUGUAAAAUUAAAUUAUAAAUAAAGUCAGCAUUGAAUACACAUAAGCAUACUUCAAGGAGUCUUAAAAAAAAACUUUAAAUUAAAACUUAAAGCUUCUAACCAAAAAAAACUAUUGAUAAUUUAGUCAAAAGUACAUCAGAAAUAGCUAAAAUGAAUCCAAGAAGAAAAGCCAUUUUGGACAUUAAAUAAAAAGCAGAAAACUCUCUUUAUUCAAUGAUUAACAAUCUGGCUAAAGAAAAAGUUCUAAAUGAAUCCAAAUCUUAAUUAGAAUAAGUUACACAAUAAAUGCUUACAUAUAUUGAUAAAUUUACAAGAGAAAAGUAUUAUUUUUUCUAUAAUUAGUUAAGAACUUAUUGAUUAACUUGAAAUGGCUAAAGGAAAAAUUUUUGAAUUAUAAAGUUCUAAUGAAAGCUUAAAUUUUAAGAAUAUCUAAUUACUUAAAGAAAUUAAGAAUUCUAAAUAAUAAUUGGAUGAACUAAAAAGAAGUACUGUAGAAAUUGAAAAAUUCAUUCCUCAAUUUAAUAUUAUGACAAAAAGAUUUGAAAACUUUUAAGCUGAAAAAUUUAUUGAUAAAUAUGAUUAUUUUGAAAAUUAAAACUUGCUCCUUACUAAAAGAGUAUCAGAUUUAGAAUUAGAUAAUAUAUAACUUGAAAAAUAAAUUUAACAUUUACAAAAAGAUUUAGAAAUCAAACAACAAAUAAAAAAAAAUCAAUAUGAUAUGAAUUUUAAUUCCACUACAUAUAAUUAAGAUGCACCAGAUUAAGAUUAUGAAUAGUAUAAAGAAAUGUAUUUGAACUUGUUUAAGAAAAUUUUACAAAUUUAUAGUGAUUGGACUAGCAAAUCUAAGGCUCUUUUACCUGAUAAAAUGGAUGGAGGACCAAGAGCUAAUUUAGUUGAGCCUUUAGAAAUGUUAUAAAAUAUGGAAAAAAUGAUAACCAUUUCUUCAAAUGAAAAACUUCAAUCCUAUUUAAGAAAAAUUAUAGUUAGUGCUAAUUAAUUAUAAAGAAAGUAUCUAACUGAAAAUGUCAAUGAAAAAUUUGAUCCUGACAAGAUUUAUGAGAGAAUAAUUAAAUUAGUGGAUAAUUUAAAGGCUUAGAUUUCUAAUUUACAAUGUUAAGUGCAGAGUUAUAAAUAAUCUUAGAAUGUAUUUUAAAAUAUAUUUAUAUAGUGUUUAACCCAAGUUCAAACAUAAAGAUCAAAAUCUUUUCUACAUGAAAAAGAAUAUAUAUCGUCAUGA
Messenger RNA from Paramecium sonneborni, 1690 nucleotides. NCBI's taxonomy places the organism in Eukaryota, Ciliophora, Oligohymenophorea, Peniculida, Parameciidae. The record is from the annotation of a GenBank genome assembly.